Molecule: messenger RNA, 468 nt
Organism: Trypanosoma theileri
Lineage: Eukaryota; Euglenozoa; Kinetoplastea; Trypanosomatida; Trypanosomatidae
Exons: 1
Source: RefSeq, a predicted model, not a curated record
GUGCUUCUUCCAGGGAGUGUGGAGGCCACUAAAAGCCCACCAUUUCUCUGUGUUCUUCCUGUCGGUGACUCCAUUACACAGGGAAACCAGGUAUUGGGCUCGUUCCGCAGCUAUCUGAAUGAUCUACUUCUCGCAGAAGCCAAUAAGACCAAUGCUCUUAUUGCCGGUCAUGGUUUUAUGGGUUUUGAGAGUGAUGAUUACACAACUGGUUCAAGGGCACUUGGCAGAUCCUCGACGUUUAAAAUGUAUCACCAAGCAAAAUGGGGGUGGACAUCCACGCAAGUACUGCAUGGUCUGGAGAAUAUUUUUCAUGGCACUGGAACAACGCCAGAGGAUCGCACGUGGCAAAAACAUUACCAGGACACAUUUCAGUUGUGUCUGGAAAGUGCGGCGGAAACGGGAAAACAUCGUGGGGUAAAGCUACCCGUGCUCGUGGUGACUACACUGUUUGUUGGGCACAACGAUGCA